Kalmanozyma brasiliensis GHG001 is the source of this 1698-nucleotide messenger RNA. RefSeq names its product Protein kinase domain protein. Bases 1 to 1698 code for a protein of 565 amino acids. The transcript has a single exon. Gene Ontology annotation, biological process: intracellular signal transduction; protein phosphorylation. Gene Ontology annotation, cellular component: nucleus; cytoplasm. The record is from RefSeq and is a predicted model, not a curated record. Lineage: Eukaryota; Fungi; Basidiomycota; Ustilaginomycetes; Ustilaginales. Gene Ontology annotation, molecular function: MAP kinase activity; ATP binding.
AUGGCUCACGUCGACAACACUCGUGUCUUCCUCGACGACCUCGGCUCCCCAUCCGACACCGCGCUUCCAUACGACCUCUCCAACAUGACCAUCGCCAACCUUCCUUCUGCGUGCUGCGAUGCAACUUCGUAUCCGUGCACCAUCACCGACUUUGACGCAUGCGCAUCUACGUCUGCGACCGCUUCUUGCAACACUUCGACAAUGCCACUCUCUCGACCCUUUGACCAUCGCGCCCCGUACGCACCCGCGGUUGCGGCAUCGGGCGUUUCUGCCGUGUCGGUGACCACUCACUCCCAUCGACCGCCGUCCAAAUCCCACUCGAUAUCCUCGGUCGAAUCGUUGGCUUCAUCGUCCACCGAUGCGCCUUCCACACCGCCACACGAUGCGGACGACAUUCAAUUCGACAUGGCCACCAUCGCGAAACCGGCGCGUGCUUCUGCCGACUCGUAUCACGUUGGCAAUUACAUACCUGGCAUGCCAUCUCAACCAUCGCAUCUCCCACAAAUGUCAAACCAAUCGGUCGAUGCUGCCACGGACCCUGCUACGGCCACGCCGCACGCCAACAACAAUCCUGCUCCCACGCGCGCUCCUGCUGCGGAUCCCUCGCACUCUGUCUCGCGGAACGACAAACACAAAAACUCGAUCAGCUUCCGCGUCGGUAGCAAGUACAAAGUCUGCGAGAUCAUCGGCGAAGGUGCUUACGGCGUCGUAUGCAGCGCCAUCCAUCGAGCCACGGGGCAGAAGGUGGCCAUCAAGAAGAUCCAGCCGUUCGAGCAUCAGAUGUUUGCUCUGCGCACCUUGCGCGAGCUCAAGCUGCUCCGCUUCUUCCAGGAAUGCGACGUCUCGGAGAACAUCAUCAGCAUCCUCGACAUUAUCAAGCCCAGCACCUACGAGGCCUUCACCGAGGUCUAUCUCGUUCAAGAACUCAUGGAGACGGACCUGCAUCGCGUGAUCCGCACUCAAGAGCUGUCGGAUGACCACUGUCAGUACUUUACGUAUCAGACUCUGCGUGCUCUCAAGCCCAUGCACUGCGCCGAUGUGAUUCAUCGCGAUCUAAAGCCGAGCAACGUGCUGCUCAACGCCAACUGCGACCUCAAGGUCUGCGACUUUGGUCUGGCGCGCUCGGUGCUCACUGCGGACCAGGAUACUGGCUUCAUGACCGAGUACGUCGCCACUCGAUGGUAUCGCGCUCCUGAGAUCAUGCUCACCUUCAAGCAGUAUACCAAAGCCAUCGAUAUCUGGGCUGUCGGCUGCAUCCUCGCUGAGAUGCUCACCGGUCGACCUCUCUUCCCCGGCCGGGACUACCACCAGCAGCUCUCGCUCAUCCUCGACGUCCUCGGAACGCCCACCAUCGAGGAGUUUCACAACAUCAACAGCCGACGAUCGCGCGACUACAUCCGCUCCAUGCCCAUGCGCAAGCGUCGGGACUUCCGCACGCUUUUCCCGAAAGCCUCGCCGGAAGCGAUCGACUUCCUCGAGAAGACGCUCACCUUCGACCCGCGCAAUCGCCUGUCCGUGGAAGAGUGUCUGUCGCACCCGUACCUCGCGGCUUACCACGACCCCGACGACGAGCCCGGCGCACCCAGGCUCGACCCGGACUUCUUCUACUUUGACAUGCAGAAGGAGAGCAUCACCAAGGAGGAUCUGCGCAAGGAGCUUUGGUACCAGGUGCAGGAGUUCCAGCCGCUUCUUCGCUGA